AUGGGGUUGAGCGAGGAGAGCGCUGCUUUCUGCCGUGGUCCAGGGGUUUCCGCUGUGCCAGCCCGGUGCGUGGGAGUGCUUGUGCUUCUGCUGCUGGGAAUCUGGGACACUGGUGCACAAAGUGGAUUUCAAACUUCGUCGGUGUAUUUGUGGAAGACCGGUCCGUGGGGCAGAUGCAUGGGAGAUGAAUGCGGUCCAGGUGGCAUCCAGACGCGAGCGGUGUGGUGCGCCCAUGUGGAGGGCUGGACCACGUUGCCCACGAACUGCAAGCAACCCGAGCGGCCGGACAACCAGCAGAGCUGUUUCCGGGUCUGCGACUGGCACAAGGAGCUGUACGACUGGCAGAUUGGCAACUGGAACCAGUGCCGGCCCGUCCUCUCCCGCAGCCAUGAGAAGCCCCUGGAGUGCCUCAGAGGGGAGGAAGGGAUCCAGACGAGGGACAUCACCUGUAUCCAGAAGUCCAACGGGGUGCCAGCUGAGGAUGUCAUCUGCGAGUACUUUGAGCCGAAGCCCCGCCAGGAGCAGGCGUGCCUCAUCCCGUGCCGGCAGGACUGCAUCGUGGCCGAAUUCGCCCCCUGGUCGGAGUGCUCCAAGACCUGCGGCAACGGGCUCCAGCAUCGAACUCGGCACGUUGUGGCUCCACCGCAGUUCGGUGGGUCUGCUUGUCCUAAUCUCACCGAGUUCCAGAUCUGUCAGUCUAGCCCGUGCGCUGCUGAAGAAAGCCUGUAUAGCCUAAACGUGGGACCCUGGAGUGCAUGCUCAGUGCCCCAUUCGAGACAAAUAAGGCAGGCAAGGAGAAGAGGGAAGAACAAAGACAAGGAAAAGGACAGAGAAAAGGCUGUUCGGGAUCCUGAGGCUCGUGAGUUAAUUAAGAAGAAGAGGAAUCGAAACAGACAGAAUAGACAAGAGAACAAAUAUUGGGACAUACAAAUUGGGUUCCAAACCAGGCAGGUGACAUGUACUCACAGAAAUGGGAAAACUGCUGCUCUGAGCUUUUGCAAACAAGACAAGUUGCCCAUUACAUUCCAGUCCUGUGUGAUCACAAAGGAGUGCCAGGUGUCAGAGUGGUCAGAAUGGACACCCUGCUCCAAAACCUGCUUUGACAUGACAACCCCUAAAGGGAAUCGUACAAGAUCACGGACCAUUAAGCAGCUCCCUAUCGGCAGUGAAAGCGAAUGCCCGCAAUUAGAAGAAACAGAGCAGUGCGUUUCUCAAGGAGAUGGUGUGGCACCGUGCAUUACGUACGGUUGGCGGACCACAGAGUGGACAGAAUGUCGUGCUGAUCCUCUCCUUAGCCAGCAGGACAAGAGGCGAGGAAAUCAGACGGCGCUGUGCGGAGGCGGCAUUCAAACCCGGGAAGUGUACUGCGUGCAAGCAAAUGAAAAUCUCCUCUCCUAUUUAAAUACCCUCAAGGAAAAAGAAGCCUCGAGGCCGGUGGACCUUAGGCUGUGUACGGGACCUCUUCCCAGCACCUCCCAGCUGUGCCAUAUCCCCUGUCCUACGGAGUGUGAGACCUCGGCGUGGUCAGCCUGGGGACCGUGCACCUAUGAAAACUGUGAUGACCCUCAGGCAAAGAAGGGCUUUAAACUGAGGAAACGGCGCAUCACUAAUGAGCCUACAGGAGGAACGGGGAACUGCCCUCACCUGCUGGAAGCCAUCCCGUGUGAAGAGCCCUCCUGCUACGACUGGAGAAUUGUGGGGCUGGAGGAGUGCAUUCCCGACAAUGAGAAGCCAUGUGGCCCUGGUACGCAGGUUCCUCUUGUCGUCUGCGUCAACAGUGAUGGAGAAGAGGUUGACAGACAGCUGUGUAGAGAUGCUGUCUACCCAAUCCCGGUUGUCUGCGAAGCUCCGUGCCCAAAGGACUGUGUGCUCAGCAUGUGGUCCGCGUGGUCCUCCUGCUCACACACCUGCUCCGGCAAAACCACAGAAGGGAAGCAGAUGCGUGCCCGCUCCAUUCUGGCAUAUGCAGGUGAAGGAGGAAUACAGUGCCCAAAUAGUAGUGCCCUACAGGAAACGCGCAGCUGUAACGAACACUCUUGCACUGUGUAUCAUUGGCAGACCGGCCCAUGGGGACAGUGCAUAGAGGAUACGUCCGUCUCUGCUUUCAACUCCUCGGCCAGCUGGAACGGGGAGGCCACCUGUUCUGUGGGGAUGCAGACAAGAAAGGUCAUCUGUGUGAGAGUCAACGUGGGACAAGUGGGCCCAAAAAAAUGCCCUGAGAGCCUCCGACCAGAAACAGUGAGGCCUUGCCUCCUUCCCUGUAGGAAGGACUGUAUUGUGACUCCAUUCAGUGACUGGACGUUGUGUCCUUCUUCGUGUCAAGAAGGUAAUUUUAUCUUAAAGAAACAGUCCCGUCACCGAGUCAUCAUCCAGCUCCCCGCCAAUGGUGGUCAUGAGUGCCCGGAAUCCUUGUUUGAGGAAAAGGAAUGUGAAGCUUCUCCCGUCUGCUAUAGCUACAGGUGGAAGACCCACAAGUGGCGCAGGUGCCAGCUAGUACCAUGGUAUGUGCGCCAAGACAGUCCAGGAGCACAUGAGACUUGUGGACCUGGGUUACAAGCAAGAGCAAUUACUUGUCGCAGACAAGACGGAGGGCAGGCUGACAUCAGUGAGUGCCUUAAAUACUCUGGCCCAUUACCAUCCUUAACACAGACGUGCCAGAUUCCCUGCCAAGAUGACUGUCAGUUUACAAACUGGUCAAAGUUUUCUUCCUGUAAUGGGGAAUGUGGAGGAGUCAGGACGAGAAAACGCACUCUUGUCGGAAAAAGUAAGAAAAGAGAUAAAUGCAAAAAUUCUCAGUUGUAUCCUCUGAUUGAGAAUCAGUUUUGUCCAUGUGACAAGUACAGUGCUCAGCCUGUGGGAAACUGGUCAGACUGUAUUUUACCAGAGGGCAAGCUGGAAGUAUUGCUGGGAAUGAAGGUACAAGGAGACAUCAAGGAAUGUGGACAAGGCUAUCGUUACCAGGCCAUGGCAUGCUACGACCAAAACAAUCGACUUGUGGAAACAUCACGAUGCAACAGUCAUGGUUAUAUUGAGGAAGCCUGUAUUAUUCCAUGUCCCUCAGACUGCAAGCUCAGCGAGUGGUCCAACUGGUCUCGCUGUAGUAAAUCCUGUGGGAGUGGGGUAAAGGUUCGGUCUAAAUGGCUCCGUGAAAAACCCUACAAUGGUGGAAGACCUUGUCCAAAGCUAGAUCAUGUCAAUCAGGCUCAGGUAUAUGAAGUGGUCCCCUGCCACAGUAAUUGCAGCCAGUAUGUAUGGGUUACCGAGCCCUGGAGCGUCUGCAAGGUGACCAAUGUGGACUUAAAAGAGAACUGUGGAGAAGGUGUUCAAACAAGGAAAGUCAGGUGCAUGCUGAACACUGUGGAUGGUCCUUCUGACACAGUAGAGGAUUAUCUGUGUGAUCCUGAAGAGAUGCCACUUGGUGCUAGAAAAUGCACAUUACCAUGUCCUGAAGACUGUGUUGUGUCAGAAUGGGGAUCAUGGUCUCGAUGUUCUUUGCCAUGCAAUGGAAGUAGUGUCCGUGAAAGGUCAGCUGAAUCCCUGAGACAACCAGAUGAUGGAAAGUCUUGUCCUGCUGCCACCGAGACAGAAGUCUGCACUUUGAACAAGAACUGCUACCACUAUGACUACAAUGUGACAGACUGGAGCACGUGUCAGCUCAGCGAGAAGGCUGUCUGUGGUAACGGUAUCAAAACACGGAUGCUCGAUUGUGUGCGCAGUGAUGGCAAAUCGGUUGACCUGAAGUACUGUGAAGAGCUUGGUUUGGAGAAGACAUGGCAAAUGAAUAUGUCCUGUGUAGUGGAAUGUCCUGUGAACUGUCAGCUGUCUGACUGGUCCCCUUGGUCUGAGUGCUCUCAAACAUGUGGCCUUACAGGAAAAAUGAUCAGAAGAAGGACCAUAAACCAGCCAUUUCAGGGUGAUGGGAGGCCUUGUCCUUCUCAGAUGGAGCAGUUCAAACCCUGUCCAGUAAAACCUUGUUAUCGAUGGAAAUACGGUCAAUGGUCUGCGUGCAAAGUAGAGGAUGCUCAAUGUGGGGAGGGAACACGAGUGAGGAACAUUUCCUGUGUGGUUUUUGAUGGCUCCGCUGAAGAUGUUGGCAAAGUAGUAGAUGAGGAAUUCUGUGGAGAAAUAGAACCUAUUAUAGACGGUAAUAAGAAGAUGAUACUUGAGGAAACCUGCACUGUCCCUUGUCCAGGGGACUGUUACCUGAGAGAGUGGUCAGAAUGGAGCCUUUGUCAGCUAACCUGUGUUAAUGGUGAGGAUCUCGGCUUCGGAGGAAUUCAAGUCCGAUCUCGGGCAGUGAUCAUUCAGGAAUUAGAGAAUCAACAUCUCUGUCCAGAACAGGCUUUGGAAACAAGACCAUGCAAUGAUGGCCAGUGCUAUGAAUACAAGUGGAUGGCUAGCCCAUGGAAGGGAUCUUCUCGAACUGUGUGGUGCCAAAGGUCAGAUGGUUUAAACGUCACAGGGGGCUGUUUAGUGAUGCGCCAACCAGAUGCUGACAGGUCAUGUAACCCACCGUGCAGUCAACCCCACGCUUACUGCAGUGAGACUAGAACAUGCAGUUGUGAAGACGGAUACACUGAAGUUAUGUCCUCCGAUGGCACACUCGAACAGUGCACUCUCAUCCCAGUGGUGGUGAUCCCCACCAUGGCGGACAAAAAGGGAGAUGUGAAAACCAGUCGAGCUGUGAACCCUACCCAGCCCUCCAGUAACCAGUCAGGACGAGGAAGGACCUGGUUUCUACAGCCUUUUGGGCCAGAUGGGAGGCUGAAGACCUGGGUUUAUGGUGUAGCUGCUGGUGCAUUUGUUUUACUCAUCUUUAUUGUUUCUAUGAUCUAUCUAGCCUGCAAAAAGCCAAAGAAGCCCCAGAGAAGGCAGAACAACCGACUGAAACCUUUAACCUUGGCUUAUGAUGGAGAUGCAGAUAUGUAAAAUAUAAUUUCCCAUGGUGACAAAUGGAGUCUAAAUUAAUGGAUUAAAAUCAGAAGGUAUCCAAAGCCACAGGGAUUUUCUAUGGAGUGGAUUAAGCGCUUUGACUCUUUCUUUUUUUGUAAUUGCACCAUAGAUAAAGAAGGAUGGAUUUCGUAACGCCUACGGAUAUUCAAGGUGUUACCGCUUUACUUUAGACCAUCAGCACUGAGAAAUCUGGCAGAAUCACAUUAAUAGACACUGCGGUUGGAGAUUUGUGGUCUUUCCUCAGUCUUACAAAUGAUAAGUACCACUUGUGUCUCCAGAAUACUGUGGCUGACAUAGUAUUAACAGUUGGAAGCCCCUGCAACAUUAACCAAGUAUAAUCAGUAUGCAUGAAGAGUUUGUACCAAGCUAUGACUCUUUACAUUCAGGCAUAACAUAUAUACUCAGUUGAACCAUAUGUAUUACUCUAUC
Molecule: messenger RNA, 5382 nt
Organism: Opisthocomus hoazin
Lineage: Eukaryota; Metazoa; Chordata; Aves; Opisthocomiformes; Opisthocomidae
Source: RefSeq, a predicted model, not a curated record